This is a messenger RNA of Penicillium oxalicum, 3528 nucleotides long. RefSeq names its product putative phospholipase D (PLD) (gene pld2). Lineage: Eukaryota; Fungi; Ascomycota; Eurotiomycetes; Eurotiales; Aspergillaceae. Gene Ontology annotation, biological process: cell motility. The coding region runs from base 1 to 3528 and encodes 1175 amino acids. Gene Ontology annotation, molecular function: catalytic activity. The transcript is spliced from 4 exons. The record is from RefSeq and is a predicted model, not a curated record.
AUGUCGCGGAAUGACGAUCUAGCUUACGGUAAAUACUACGAGUCGGAGCGCGGGUCCGGGGACGGCUCUCGAGGCCUCAGUGAUACUUUCAAGAAGCUCAAAGACACGUACAAAAGUCACUCCAAGCCGAGUCAAGGUCAAGGUGGUGAUCCGAAUAACCAAAAUCAAGGCCCCUACGGAUACAGUCACACGCCUCCAACUCAGUCGGGGCAACAGUACUAUCCCGGCUCCAACUCAAACCAGCAGACCCAGCAAGAGCGGCCACAAAAGGAGGACAAAUUGUCCGGGUUCCUGGGAAAGCUCCAAGGAACAGUCACCGACAUCGGGUCCGGAUUGGCGACCAAGAUUGGCACAGCCAUCGACCCCCAGGCCUACGCUCAGUAUGGAUCAACCCAGCCGUCGGCCCAGCACCGCUUUGGCAGUUUCGCACCUCCUCGGGAACACAACGAAGUGAAGCCGUACGUAGACGGAUGCUCGUAUUUCUGGGCGGUCUCGGUGGCUCUGGAGAAUGCGCGCGAGUCCAUCUGGAUUCUUGACUGGUGGCUCUCUCCGGAACUCUACUUGAGAAGACCUCCAGCCCAAAAUGAGAAAUAUCGACUGGACCGCAUGCUCAAGGAUGCGGCUGUGCGGGGCGUUCGCGUCAACGUCAUCGUGUACAAAGAAGUCACUCAGGCCUUGACCUUAUCGUCUCAUCACACCAAACAUGCCUUGGAGGACCUGCACCCAAAUAUCGCAGUCUUCCGUCAUCCGGACCAUCUGCCUGAUCGUCAAGGGGUGAUCUCGGGCAUUGCGCAAUCCUUGCAAAACCUGUCACUGACUCCGGCGGGCCUGGCGCAGAUGUCCAAGGACACGCUGACAGGUCUGUAUGGCAUGAACGAGGAUGUCAUUCUGUACUGGGCACACCACGAGAAAUUGUGUCUUAUCGACGGACAAAUUGCCUUUAUGGGCGGUCUGGAUCUCUGCUUCGGUCGAUGGGAUACCCAUCAACACGCGAUUUCGGAUGUGCAUCCAUCCAAUGUCAACGAGACCGUGUUCCCUGGCCAAGACUACAACAACUCCCGCGUCCUCGACUUUGAAAAUGUCACUGAAUGGGAGAAGAAUCAGCUGGAUCGGAUGACCAUGUCGCGUAUGGGGUGGUCGGACAUUUCAGUGGGCCUGCGCGGUCCCGUGGUGGAGGAUCUUCGACGCCAUUUCGUGGAGCGCUGGAACUUUAUUUAUGACUCCAAGUAUCAGGUUCGUCAGAAUGUUCGGUAUAUGCGGCUGGCACUUCAUGGUCGGCCGGGUUCGUCAACGGGGAAUCCGACAGGCGGUGCAGCGCAGCAGGGUCCUCAUCAGCCGCCUGCUCCCAGCCAGCCGCAGUCGCAGCAUGCCGCAGCCCCCCAGUGGCAGACUCAGCAGUCCCCAGCUGCUAGUCAGCAUCAGCCGUCGUCGACACCCCAGUGGCAAUCGCCACAGUUCACAGGCACAUCGAGCCAUCCUCCCCCAACUGACCAAUCCGCGCCUGGCCCGGGCCAGGCGCAGCAUGAAUCGGCCUCUUCGUACCAGGCGUAUCAUCCUGCCGGCACUCAGGGUUAUCAACCUAGUCAGAGCCAGUCAUCGCCAAAUCCUCAGCAUUCAUUGAGCCAGGGAUCUCACCAAUACAGCUACUCGGGAGAUUCCUUCCCACCACCGCCGCCCGGACCGCCACCUGGCCAGUCGUCCGUGCCCUUGUCCUACCAGCCUCAGCAGUCACAAAGCCAGACACCAUACUUCUCCCCGCCUCCAGGCCAGACAUCGACCUCUGCUCCCCACUCUAGUCACCAACAGAGUCAGACGCCCUACUACCCCCCUCCGCCCAGCCAGGAGGCUUCGGCUUCUGGCACACGCGGAUUUGACGAUCAUCCAUAUGGCGCAGACCAGAGCCGGGGCUUCGUGCCGAAACGCUUCCGGGAGGAUAUCACGCAAUAUGGCAAUCAGCUUCGCGGUCAACUGGCGGGCCAGAUCCACCAGUACCAGGACAAACUCACCACCACGUACGGCCGCCCCCAGUCGCAGGGACGCGGCAACAUGUCCUGCCAGAUUGUUCGAAGCUGCGCCAAGUGGAGCAACGGCAGUCCCGUUGAGCACUCGAUUGCGGAUGCAUAUGCUGCAAUUAUCAAGAACAGCGAGCAUUUUGUCUACAUUGAGAACCAGUUCUUCAUCACUGCCACGGGUGAUUCACAACGCCCCGUGAAAAACAAGAUUGGCGCGGCCAUUGUUGAACGAAUUCUACGUGCCGCGCGUGCCGGACAAAAAUACAAGAUCAUCGUAGUGAUUCCGUCGGUGCCAUGCUUUGCAGGAGACCUUCGGGAUGAAGAGACACUGGGCACGCGGGCCAUCAUGGAGUUCCAGUACAAUUCGAUCAAUCGGGGCGGGCACAGUAUCAUGGAGUUGAUCGCCAAGGAAGGAUUCAACCCCAUGGAAUACAUUCGUUUCUACAACUUGCGCAACUACGAUCGCAUCAAUCACGCCGGUCUUCUGUCUGCCAUAGAGCAAGAAAGUGGUGUCCGCUAUGAGGAUGCUCGUCGUCAGCUUGACCAACAGACUGUUGGCGCUGCCGGCUCGGUUCCCUAUUCGGGAUCGGGAUACGGCGGUAGUGGCACUUCGCGCAGUGCCUUUGAUACUACUGCGCCCUUCCAGCAGUACCAGCAGGCGGCUCAACAGCACCUCCCAGGCGGUAAGACUACUGGAUCGGGCCAGUGGGACAGUGUCAGUUCUUGCUACAUGCUGAAUGGAACGGAUAUUCGGAAUGUGCCGUGGGAUGGCCAUCCUGACGCGGAAAUCGACGCCUUUGUCAGCGAGGAGCUUUAUGUUCAUUCCAAGGUUAUGAUUGCGGACGACCGUGUGGUCAUUUGUGGUUCAGCUAAUUUGAACGAUCGAUCGCAACUGGGCGAUCACGACUCUGAGAUUGCGGUCAUUAUCGAGGACUUUACCCCGGUGCCGUCUAAGAUGAAUGGUCAGCCUUGGAUGGCCAGUCGAUUUGCCGCUUCAUUGCGUCGCGAGCUCUUCCGCAAGCACUUGGGUCUCUUGCCUCCUCAAGACUACUCGCGUCCCGACGCAAGCUGCCAGCCCCCCGGAUCCCCGGAUCACUUCGAUCUGGACUGCCCCGAGAGUCAAGUGGUGGCGGACCCCCUCUCCGACACGCUGCAGAGUCUCUGGAACUCGCGCGCGCAUACCAACACCGAGGUCUUCCGCAAGGUUUUCCACGCCGUCCCAGAUGACUCGGUGCGGAACUGGGCGACCUACAAGGAGUUCUACGAGUACUAUUUCCACAAAGCGGUUCAAAGUGCCGAUGGUAAGGAGGGAUUCUCCCGGCCUCCGCGAUUCCAAUGGGGUCAUGUCGUUCGAGAUGACUUUGCUCCGGGGGCGGAGGGCGCCAGGCAGGUGAAGGAACUGCUCAGUCAGGUCAAGGGUACCUUGGUCGAGAUGCCAUUGAUGUUCUUGAUCGAGGAGGAUAUUGCGAAGGAGGGGGUGACGUUGAAUGAUUUGACCGAGCCGCUGUACACUUAG